AUGCAGCUCGUGAAAACGUUGCUGGCCACGAAUACGAACACGGCCUUUGACUCCAUGACGAGUUGGCUACUUGUGAUCCAGGUUUUGAGCGCGAUCACCGUUUUUGGCAUCAUCUGGUUCUACUGCAAAAUUCUGUCAGCAUGCAACCAUGUCUAUAGCCAUUUGAAAACCACGAGACACUUGGUGGAACUCUCAGGUGGCACCGCAAAAAGCCAGGCCGCUUUCCGGACAGCUCAGAAGGCCAUACUGACAGAAAGCUGGGGUCUUCGUUUGGUAUUUAUGGCCACAGUGCUGGUUGGACGUCCCCUUGCUUUUUUUGUCAAGGCCGAGAAUCCCUUGAGAUUCCUCGCUCAGAGUACCUUGCUGUUGUGCAACACGGCAGGAGCUUGGAUUCUAUCCAAUGCACAUGGGGUGAGCAACCUCCAGGGCUGUGUGAUCACAUUUCUGAUGGCUAUUCUAGUCGGUUUGGUGCUUGCAGGUAUAAAGAUCAGUGGCUGGGAACUGGCUUUGGGCAUCCUGUGCACUGCACUGGCAGCAGCACUCCUGGGUCUGUUGAGUGGAGGUUACUUCAAAGAAGGAGAGUUGGAAGCCAAACUGAUCGGACUAUGCAGUGUCGACUCUGAUUGCAAGGAGUCCAUGGAAGCAGAGUGGCGAAAGAAGGUGACUGACUUGUCCCGCCGAGGCAUCACGGCUCAAGGAUUGUUAGACUUCUACAAGAAAUUGGGUAGCAGCCUCAUGCCACAUUAUGACGCCUCUAAACACACCACCAAUGAUGUUGUUCGACAAGCCAUCAUCCCUGCCACCCGAGAACAGCGCUGUGCAUAUGCGCUGAUGGCAGGAGGCGGCCCAGUGAAGCCUGACCGGAUGGUGACGCACUCGUGGCAAAACAAGUUUCGAGAUCUGGUCGCAGCAGUCAUUGCAGAUGCGGUGCAUGAGAACAGCUUUGAUUUGGUCGCCAGAGUGCUGGACUCUGAUGUGUCAGUCCUUGAGACAAUGUUGGAGAAUCUGGGCACUGGCAGCACAGCCUACUGGAUUUGUGCCUUUUCCGUGAAUCAGCACGCAGGAAUUUGUGGAGGCAACCCCAAUGGUGACCGUGACUCCGUCACAGGCAAAGUGCACGAGACGUGCAGUUGCAACCUGCCAAAGAUGUUCAAUGCAACUCCUCCGUUGUCAGAUGGCCGGAGUAUUGGCUGCGAGAUGAACAAAUUUGAUGACAUGAUGGCCUUGCUGGCAGCUGGCAAUCCAAAGUUUGCGCAGAUUGUUGCAGUUGAUCAAGCUUUUGGGUUAUUUACUAGAGCAUGGUGUGUGGCUGAGCUCGUUCAGGCAGAUGAAACACAUCUAAAGCAACACGUCAAGAUGCAUUCCAGGCCUUUGCUGGUGAUGAAAAAAGAAAGCUUGCAAAACUUGAAGGUCGAGAACAUGGAAGCGUCUCGCCCCGAGGAUGUUGACUACAUUCUCAGUAGGAUACCAAACAAGAAUGUGUUCAACCAGAAGUUACAGAAGCUUAUCUUUGACAAAGCUGGCCUGUUAUCCACUUGGUUUCAGCUAGAUGCUGCUCGUCAGAUGGAAGAAGUCGGAAACCUCUUGAAGUGGAGCUUAGCUGAUGAUGGCAGAGGAGAAAUUUGGCAGUUUUGGAGCAAGUGGGGCAAAGCGGGCAGAGCCAAGGUUGUAGGUGGAGCAGACCACGGAGGUGUUUUGGUGCGCUCUGGCUUUGAGCUGUCAUCGGAGCUGGCAGAGACGCGUUUGUCCACCGGUGCUGUGGUGAAGGAAAUGGAGAACAGGGAUGGCCGCAUUUGCUAUGAACUGAUCCGGGGCGAGGGUCCUCGAAGCGGUUGGGUUUCAUCCAAACUCCGUGGUAAGGACCUGCUUGUUCCGCAGAGCCGACCACGGGCUGCGGGAAAGUUCUCACAGUUGCUGUCACAGAAGGUGGAGGAGGCAGUUGAAACUACCUGCAGUGAGACUGUGGAGAGCCCGGAGGAGAGUGAGUCUGGAAGCAGCACACCUGUGCAAGUGGAGAGAGUGGAAGCUGGAAAGGAGCCAACUGAGGAUGAGAAGGAGGCCUUUCACAAGUACAUGGAGAAGUUUGGAGAGUGCCGAGAUGGCUCCAAUCCAGGCUACAGUCGGAAAGCCUUCCCUUGGUACAGUGGCAAGCUUCCACAGGGAGAGAAGGUGUCAGAGGAGUCACUCCAGGCAGCUUUGUCCUACAAACCCCGAGAGAAGCGCCUGAACAAACCCAACCUCACCGAGGUGGACUCAGAGGGUGAGGAGAUUCCACUGUGCACCAAGUGCUCGAUGCCAGUGGGAGAGUUUGCCUACCAGGGUCGUGAAGGCAAGCACACCUGUGUGCACACUGAGUGCAUGGCGCAGGUGUUGACCAAAGAAGCGCAACGAGAUGAGGAGGUUCGCAAUGAACGUGAGCAGCAGAAAAAAAUCCUGAACCGCAGGGAGUACGACAUUGGAUGGCGCAUGGAUAGCGUUCCGGAAAAUCUCCCUCUGGCGGAGCGCAUGGGCUGCAAGGCCUCACCACAAGGUUUGUGUUGUUUGGUCCUGGAUGAAGCCUCCAAGACGGUGAAGGUUCAGGCGACCCUGGAACCUUCUGCUGCAGUGAAUUUGGAGUACCUUCUCCUGGCCUUAAAGGUUCGAAAGACGGCUUCCAGGGAGCCGCUCUUCUCCUUGGAUCCAGUGGAUCCUCAGAACCUAGAAAGCUCUCCUCAACAGAAAGUCUAUGAACCCAAAUGGCUGGCUGGCACCAGUGCUGGAGAUGUGAUGUUCCAAGCGGAUUAUUUUUUGAAGGAGCUUGCUCUGGGUGAGUAUCCGAUGCCUGUGGUUGGAAUGAGCAGCGUCUUUGAUUUCUCCGAGAUGACCGGCAAAGAAAACCAAUGGGCCGGCCGUGAAUGGUUCGUGGUCAAGAAGGCAGAAGUUCGACUGGCUGAAGAUAACACGCUGAUCCCUCACGUCAAGAUGGGCGUUGAGGCUCGCGAACAAGUGCUGACGAAGAAUGGCCUGGAAGAUGCACCAGUGACUUUGCCUCACCACCCUUUGAAGAAGUUCGCGGAGGCCUUCACCAGGCACUUCGAUCUCAUCGCAGAGCGAAAGAGUGUGAUCUUCCACCUUCGCGAGUUGGCCAAGGCCUCUGUGAUGGCCAAAUACCUUGUGGAUUCGAAGGCUCGCCUGGAUCCCAAAUGGUACACUUUGGCGGAGGAGAUCGUGAAGAACAUUCAGCCGGAGGCUCAUCCUGAGAUUCCCCAGCUCUGGAACAUGCGGGGCAACUCGAGGAUCAAACUCAAGAAUGGCCGACUCAUUGACAUGGUCACAGGCGGUCAGAGCUCCCUACAGGCCAUCUACGGCGGAGUGGAGUUUGGCCUGGAUCGUUUUGAAUUGGCCCAGCGCCAUGCGCUGCAGGGCCAGCCAGGGAUGCAGCUGGGUCAGUCAGGCCGCCCAAUGUUUAUGCCACAGCGCUUCCAGUUGGGUCAGCGCGAGAUGCCACAGGGUGUGGACCUGAACUUGGACAAGUUCUCCCUCUCCACCGAGGAACGCUUUGCCGGCCGGCUGCCACCCUGCAGUGGUGGGGUUGGCUCCCUUGAAGCUCGCACCAGCCUGGGAAAGGCAUUCCUCAACAGCUUGAGGCAAAGGUCAUGGCCUGGCGUGAAGCCAGAUGAUCAGAGCCUCCUGGUGAACAUCUUUACUGUGCCCCAGUGUGAUCGCACAGAAGAAGGAGAUGCCUUCAUCCCCCCUGAUCCGAACAUGGCGUACAUUCAGAAGCUUCGGAACACAGUGGGUGAGGAGAAGAGCAUUCGCGAACGCCGCAAGACUCGCUUCGCCGACAAGAGUUUCGUCAUGGCCAACCCUGGCUCAGACUUCCCCAGAUCUUGGACGUCACGCUUCCAAGUGGAGUUGGAAGGGCGAGUGUCUUAUACCGUCCCAACCAAGUUUGGCCUGGUGAAGUUGGAUGUGGAAGACAGCUUCAAGCGAAGCCUUCUUCAGGAGGUUGUGCCCAACGCCGUGCCAGAGUUUCACCAAGUGACAGAGGAUGGUGUCCACUUCCGCAUCUACAAGCUGGGCAGUCUGGAGGUGCGAACCAUCCAAGAGCCAGAGGCAGAAGAGCAAGUGCACCAGGUCUUCAGUUCUCGAGGCGCCUCCUGGGAGGCACAAGCCACCAAAGCAGAGGCAGUGUUGCACAAAGAGAAGUUGAGCAGAUGCAAGAUGUACAUUGAGUCCUGCGAGCAUGAGGCCUGCAACCACUACUACAUGGUCUUGGAGACCGAAGAGAAGAGCAUUGUCGUUACAGAGCGACUGGCCAAUGGCACCCUGUCUUGGGCACAGGAUCCUCAGAACUUGGAAGAUCGCAACUCGUUGGCCAAACUUCUCUUCACAGCGGACUGCAAGGAGGGCAUGGUGUUCGGUGAUGUGGUGAAGCACUUCGAGGCGCUUCCUCAGGAGACUGGAUUGGACUUCCGCAAGCGUUAUGCCAAAGCUCUGUACAAGUUCUUGUCUGGCCGACAGCUGCGCGGCAAGUGGGGAGGCAGCGCCCGCCGCUAUGCUGCCCCAACGCCCAAACGCGGCCUGGGGAUGUCCAUGAACUUCCAGGCGUCAUCUUUCGCUCGAAACGCGGGCAUUCGGGGACUAUGA
Molecule: messenger RNA, 4629 nt
Organism: Cladocopium goreaui
Lineage: Eukaryota; Dinophyceae; Suessiales; Symbiodiniaceae
Source: the annotation of a GenBank genome assembly